Molecule: messenger RNA, 1291 nt
Organism: Saccostrea cuccullata (small rock oyster)
Lineage: Eukaryota; Metazoa; Mollusca; Bivalvia; Ostreida; Ostreidae
Exons: 1
Coding region: 28-1263 (411 amino acids)
Source: RefSeq, a predicted model, not a curated record
CGAGGAAAAUCAUUCCUGGUGUUAUUUAUGAAAAACAUCAUGCCUACUACAAAAUCAGUCUACGUAACAUCGGAUAAUGGCACAGAUUUGAAUAUAACUACUUCACCAAAUCUUAGUCCUUCACUGAAAUCUCAGAUAGACAGACAAAUUCAUGUUUUAUCAUAUGAGCAUGUCAUAUUACCGAGUUCAAUGGAACUAGAAAGUUUUAGGAAAGAGAAAAAGGCAAUUUUAUUUGAAACAUCAAAUGAUGUUUUUGUAAUAAGUCAUGACAACGGAAGUUAUUCAACUGGAAGUACAACCCAUAUCCCUUUACAUCAAUUGUCUACUGAGUAUAUAGUGAUAUCAACACCGCCGUCUAACAACUGGAAAAGCCAAUUGGCAGUAGCCGCUGUUUCUGACAACACAACUAUUUCAAUAACUUUCAAAAUGGAAACCAACACCCCUCUUUACAUUCAGGGCAAUAUUUACAGAAAUGGGGAUACGUUUAAUCUCACACUUGAUAGCUUUGAAACGUACCAGAUCGCACAUAGUACAGAUCUGACGGGAACAGUAAUUGAGUCUUCAGAUCCAAUAGCAACCUUUUCCGGUAACGAUUGCAAUACACUGGAGAACAUCGGUGCAUGCGAUCAUCUAAUUGAGCAAUUACCGCCAACAGAGAGCGUUGAUGACACUUAUAUUGUUCCUCCUUAUUCAGAUGAUAGAAGCACAAAGAUUCGUAUAACAGCCACAAAGAAGACCAAUAUUACAUACACCAUUGAGGAUGUAAUCCAAACACUGUCAUUAGAUGUUACCAAUACUUUUGACACACAUAUUUCAAGCACCCAAUCGUGUUUCAUUCACUCAGAAAGUCCAGUUUUAGUCACUAGCAUUGGACUGCAUUCUAGUAGUUCUGACAUGGGAGAUCCCUCGAUGACGAUAGUUCCUGGAAUAAACCAAUACCUUGAUUACUAUAAAAUUGUCGUCCCACAGGGAUAUAUUAACAAUUUUGUUUCUAUUAUGAUUGAUGCUUCAUCUCGAACAUCUGUUCAGAUAAAUGGUUUACCCGUACCAGAAAGUGCUAUAAUAUUUGAAGAGAAUAUAUCAAUUGGAAACGAUACAUACAAUGUAAGGUCAAUAACAGUUUCCCAAGGGGAAGUUACAGUUUCUACCACUGAUGGAAAAGGCUUUGGUCUUAUGUUUUCUGGUACCAAAAGAGACGAAGCAUAUGGUUUCUCUGGAAACUCUUUACUUCUCAAUCGUUUUAAGAAUAAAUCGUCCAUUUAGCUAAUCUUUAACCAGUGAAAUAUUUAAG